UUUCGUGACUUCUCUUCCUACAGUUUUCAUGCGCAAUUCCUACGAUUUUUAUAGUGGAUAUCUUUUUCUUUUCUCAAGUUUGAUACUAGAUUCGUACGUCUCCAUCUUCAAGCAAAUUGAUGGGUUUGAUCUCGUUGCAUGGAAUUGCAUGUUCUCUAGAUACAUCCAAUGGUCCAGCUCGACGAUGCCUGUUGCCUGUUUGAUGAAAUGCCUGAAAGAAGCAAUCUCUUUAGAAAAAGCCCAUUUGCGAGAUGUGGAGGGAAAGUAUUCAGUCGAAUGUUUAUUUUUUUUCCGUGUGAAUUGGCUUCAAGGUAUUUAUUGUGUGACAUGCAGUAAUUCUUUUGGCGUCUGACUAAAAGUCCUUUUUUCCUUGAAACAGGAUCUUCUGUAUUUGGGCAGAAGCCUGGCUUUGGAGGCUUUUGAUCAACUCCAACUCAAACAAGUCCUUUUAAUUCAAGAUCUGGUGGAUGAUACCCAGAAAUGGAAAGUCCAACAGUGAUGUUCUUGUCAAAUCUCAGAUGCUCCUCUUGGAAGCAAGGGAAGAUUCUUCACUUAAUGACAAAACCAUCGACUCAUUUGAUGGGAACACAUUCUGCAUACUGUUAAUGCCUGUGUUUAAUGGUGAUUUUCAAACCAGUUUGCUGGGGAAUUCUACCACCAAGGUUCAGUUCUGCGUUGAAGCCAUGACUUUAACUGGAUUCCACUUCGCGGUGACUGCUUUGGUUGGUUUGGUUUCAAAUGCUACCAGUCAUUCUGCAUCGAAGCAUGUGCCUUUGUGGGAGCUUCUAUGGUUCUCGAUUGUGGCUAACAUGUCCAUCACUGGGAUGAACUUGAGCCUUAUGCUCAACUCUGUCGGAUUUUAUCAGAUUUCAAAGCUGAGCAUGAUUCUGGUGGUUUGUGUAAUGGAAUGGAUACUUCAUAGCAAACGUUACUCAAGAGAAGUGAAGAUGGCUGUGAUUGUAGUUGUUGUAGGCGUUGGUGUCUGUACGGUAACGGAUGUAAAAGUGAAUGCCAAGGGUUUUCUUUGUGCUUGCGUAGCUGUCUUUGCCACAUCCUUGCAGCAAAUUGUGCCAUUUACCAAAUUUAUAUAUUGGAAUGGAAUACAUGCGGACACAGUUUUAAACUUGCUGGACAGGAUUGUCCCAGCUAUUUGGCGUUGGCUAUUGAAUGUGUCUGUUUCUUUGUGCUUGUUGUGGUGAGCAUCUUCUUUGUUGCAUCUCAUAUAUGACGAGUGAACUGUGACAUUCUGUUUGAAGCUCAAGUUUAGGAAACUAUUCAAGACCACCUACAAAUAUUCAACAUUG
Messenger RNA from Magnolia sinica, 1304 nucleotides. Its product is annotated as UDP-rhamnose/UDP-galactose transporter 3-like. The transcript has 6 exons. Gene Ontology annotation, molecular function: antiporter activity; UDP-galactose transmembrane transporter activity. The coding region runs from base 468 to 1199 and encodes 243 amino acids. The record is from RefSeq and is a predicted model, not a curated record. Gene Ontology annotation, cellular component: Golgi apparatus. Lineage: Eukaryota; Viridiplantae; Streptophyta; Magnoliopsida; Magnoliales; Magnoliaceae.